AUGGAGAAUGGCAUGGCUAUGGAAGAAGUACCAAGCCAAGUGCGAGAAGUUAUAACGGUGGCGUCCAUUGCCACCGGUAUCCAAUUCGGGUGGGCCCUACAGCUCUCCCUCCUGACCCCCUACAUCCAGCUCCUCGGCAUCCCCCACAUGUGGGCCACCUUUAUGUGGCUAUGCGGCCCCAUCUCCGGCAUGGUGGUGCAGCCUGUCGUCGGAUACUACAGUGACUGCUACACUUCCCGCUACGGCCGGCGCCGCCCCUUCAUUGCAGCUGGCUCCGCCCUUAUCUCUGCGGCCCUCCUCAUCAUUGGCUUCUCCGCCGACCUUGGCAGUUUCCUCGGCGACCCCACUGCCAAAAACAUCCCUAAGCCCCGCGCCAUCGCGAUUUUCAUCAUUGGCUUCUGGAUCCUCGACGUGGCCAACAAUAUGGUCCAGGGACCUUGCCGUGCCUUCCUCGGCGACCUCUCAGGCAACGACCAAAGCAGAACCGGAAAGGCCAAUGCCUUAUACUCCCUCUUCAUUGCGGUGGGAAACGUGCUCGGCUAUACAGCUGGAUCAUAUACUCACCUCCACGAUAUGUUCCCAUUCACCAUCACUGAAGCAUGUGAUGUCUACUGUGCAAAUUUGAAGAGUUGUUUUAUUCUCUCCGUUAUUCUGUUAUUGACCCUAACAGUGGUAGCACUUACAACAGUACAUGAGAAGCCGCCUGUAAAUAAACUGAAACCGAAAAAUUCCGGUGAGUUUAAAGGGAAGGGGUUAGGGAGGUUACCGUUUUUUGGGGAAAUAUUCGGUGCGUUGAAGGAGUUGCCUAGGUCCAUGUGGAUGCUGCUUUUGGUGUCGUGUCUGAAUUGGAUAGGGUUCUUUCCGUUUCUGUUGUACGAUACGGAUUGGAUGGGGAAGGAGGUUUAUGGAGGGAAGGUUGGGGAGGGGAGGAUGUAUGAUAAGGGUGUGCACGCGGGUUCAUUGGGUCUGAUGUUAAAUUCGGUGGUGAUGGGGAUCACGUCGCUGACGCUGCAGUUCGUGGGGAGUGGCGGUGGUAGUGGAGGAGGGAAGAAGCUUUGGGGGUGUGCCAACUUUCUGUUGGCAAUUUGCAUGGCCAUGACGGUCUUAGUCACUAAAAUGGCUGAGUCUACAAGGCAGUUUGACACUAUAGGUGGUGGUGGUGGUGAUCCAUUAGCGCCACCUGUUGGUGUUAAGGUUGGCGCGUUAGCUCUUUUCGCCAUCUUGGGCAUCCCUUUCUCAUUGAGUGCUAUUGUUCCCUAUGCUCUAGUCUCCAUAUUUUCUACCACUUCUAAUGCUGGACAAGGUCUCUCCAUGGGAGUUCUCAAUUUAUCAAUAGUUAUACCACAGAUGAUUGUUUCUGUAGUGAGUGGACCAUGGGAUGCCCUAUUUGGAGGAGGCAAUUUAUCGGCAUUCGUCGUUGGAGCCAUCGCAGCCGCAGUAAGUGGGGUGCUUGCACUUACCAUGCUUCCAACUACAUCUUGAUACAUAAUUUGUCAAAAAUGAAAAUAAAAAAAUAAUUAAAAA
Molecule: messenger RNA, 1524 nt
Organism: Cornus florida
Lineage: Eukaryota; Viridiplantae; Streptophyta; Magnoliopsida; Cornales; Cornaceae
Product: sucrose transport protein-like
Exons: 4
Coding region: 1-1482 (493 amino acids)
Biological process (GO): sucrose transport
Cellular component (GO): plasma membrane; vacuole
Molecular function (GO): sucrose:proton symporter activity
Source: RefSeq, a predicted model, not a curated record